Molecule: messenger RNA, 2933 nt
Organism: Hordeum vulgare subsp. vulgare (domesticated barley)
Lineage: Eukaryota; Viridiplantae; Streptophyta; Magnoliopsida; Poales; Poaceae
Product: MDIS1-interacting receptor like kinase 2-like
Exons: 3
Coding region: 1-2823 (940 amino acids)
Biological process (GO): protein phosphorylation
Molecular function (GO): protein kinase activity; ATP binding; protein binding
Source: RefSeq, a predicted model, not a curated record
AUGCUCAGCUUUUCUAUGAAUGCCACAAAACUCACAGGCCCCAUUCCAAGAAAUGUAGGGAAUCUCACAAAACUCACUGUCUUGUACCUGUAUGGUAAUCAGUUAUCCGGGUAUCUUCCUCGAGAACUAGGUUACCUUGUAAAUUUAAAAGAGUUGGAUCUAGGCAAAAAUAAACUGAUGGGUUCCAUCCCCAGUUCUUUUGGGUGUUUGCUUAACCUCAAUAUCUUGGCCCUAUGGGAUAACCAACUUUCAAACCAUAUUCCUCAAGAACUAGGUUACCUAGUGAAUCUAAAAGAGUUGUAUCUUAACAUGAACAAUCUCAAUGGUUCAAUUCCCAGUACCUUUGGAAAUUUGACAAAGCUCACUAUCUGCUACCUUUAUGAUAAUCAGUUCUCUCGAUAUCUUCCUCGAGAACUAGGUCACCUAGUGAAUCUACAUAAGUUGGAUCUUAGCUCCAACAAUUUCAUAGGCUCUAUCCCUAGCACUUUGGGAAGUUUGAUUAACCUCACUGGCUUAUAUCUAUGGAGUAAUAUAUUGUCCGGGUGUAUUCCCCCCGAACUAGGUUACUUAGUGCAUCUAGAAGAGUUGGAUCUUAGUUAUAACAAACUAAAGUGUACAAUUCCCUAUACCUUUGGGGGUUUGAUUAACCUCACUGGCUUUUACCUCAGUGAUAACCAACUCAUGGGCCAUAUACCCAAUAUCUUUGGAAAAUUGACUAAGCUCACUAUCUUACACCUCGAUGACAAUCAAUUCUCUGGACAUGUUCCUCAAGAAAUUGGCACCUUAAAGGAUCUCAAACAUCUGCAAUUCGACGGUAACAAUCUCUCUGGUCCUAUUCCACCUGGGUUGUGUUAUGGAGGCCGGCUCAAGAAUUUAACCGCAUAUGACAACAAUCUGAAUGGACCUCUACCAUCCAGUUUGAUACACUGCAAAAGCCUAAUUAGAGUUCGUCUGCAAAGGAAUCAAAUAAAAGGAGAUAUCUCUGAGUUGGGAGUUCAUCCAAAUCUUAUUUAUAUGGAUCUAAGCUCCAAUAGACUAUUUGGAAAAUUAUCUUCACACUGGAGGGAAAGUGGUAAUCUUACCAUGCUAUGCCUCUUGAACAAUAACCUCACUGGUGAAAUACCCACAAGUAUGGGGCAAUUGCCUUGGCUAGGGGUGCUUGAUCUUUCAUCAAACAAGCUUGAAGGAGAUAUUCCAAGUGAAUUAGGCAAUCUAAAAAAAUUGUUCCAAUUGAGCCUUGCAAACAAUUUGCUCCAUGGAAGCAUACCACAAGAAAUUGGAGCAUUGUCCAGUUUGGAGUUGUUGGAUUUGUCAUCAAAUAACCUAAGUGGUUUUGUACAUGGUUCAAUUGUGAAUUGUUCAAAUCUCCACUCAUUGAAUUUGAGUAGAAAUACAUUGAAAGGGAGCAUCCCUACCAUCCUAGGGCUGCUGCACAACUUACAAUACAUGUUGGAUUUAAGUGAUAAUUCCUUUACUGGGGUGAUACCAAGCCAACUUAGUGGACUGAUAAUGCUAGAUACUUUGAAUCUUCCACACAAUGAACUUAAUGGAUCCAUCCCUGGAUCAUUUAAGAGUAUGGAAAGUUUGAUAUCCAUUGACGUAUCUUACAAUGAAUUGGAAGGACCAGUCCCAGAGAGUAAGCUCUUCCAAGGUUCUCCAAUCCAGUGGUUCGUGCAUAAUAAGAUGCUAUGUGGUGUAGUGGAAGGAUUGCCCCCAUGCAGUAGUGCAACUCAGAGCGUUAGGGAAAGAAAAGGAUGUAAAACACUUACACUAUCCAUGGGUUUUACACUGGCAUGUCUUGUUUUUGUUGCAACAAUAUUGAUGUUACGACACAAGACAAAGAAAUCAAAGGAAAUUAACAUUGAUAAAGUAACACAAGAAAAAGUCUUUUCAAUUUGGAGUUUUGAUGGGGCAAACGUGUUCAAGCAAAUCAUUGGAGCAACCAAUAAUUUUAGCGAGAGACAUUGCAUAGGAAUAGGGGGGUAUGGAUCUGUAUACAAAGCAAGACUUGAACCAUGGGAAAUAUUUGCAGUGAAGAAGAUACACAUGAUAGAAGACGAGUGUGGUGUGAAUGAGACAAUGUUCAAUCGUGAAAUCAAGGCACUCGUGCAAAUCCCUCAUCGAAAUAUUGUAAAACUAUUUGGUUAUUGUUCGUCUAGCCAAGGAAGGUUUCUUAUCUAUGAAUAUAUGGAGAGGGGAGACUUGUCACAAACACUGAGGGACUAUGGAAGGGCGAUCGAGUUGGAUUGGAGAAGGCGGACACAUAUUGUCUUGGAUGUGGUCCAUGCUUUGGCAUACAUGCAUCAUGAUUGUUCAUCACCAAUAGUCCAUAGAGAUAUAACAAGCAAAAAUAUUUUGAUUGAUCUGGAAUUCAGAGCAUGCAUCUCCGACUUUGGUACAGCUAAAAUUCUCAAUAUUGGAGGUUGCAAUCUCACAACACAUGCUGGGACAAAAGGCUAUCUUGCCCCAGAGCUUGCAUAUACAGAGAAUGUGACAGAGAAAUGUGAUAUAUACAGCUUCGGAGUGCUUGUUCUGGAGAUAUUUAUGGGCUCUCAUCCUGGCGAUUUUCUCUCAUCCUUCUCGUUGAGCAGCAGGAAUAAUGAUGUUUGCCUGCAAGAUCUCCUAGACUCGAGGCUUGUGCUCCCGGAUGCUGAAACCACUAAAGAGAUAUAUUGCAUGCUCAUUGUUGCAGUACAGUGCCUAGAGCCAAGUCCAUCACGCAGACCAACAGCACGACAAGCCAGUGAUGUGUUGUCUACCCUUACAGCAUGUGAAGGCCAUGUUGAUUAUCUGCACACUAGCGUCACCAUUCCUAAACAGUAGUGCCUAUGGCCAUGGAUGUUGAAUUCGUGUCCUAUAGUUUCCUCUUUGGAACCUACGUACAUGCUUGCUUAAUAAGUGUAGUUAUGACCGCAUGCAUCCCUCGAUGCAGA